UCAAUGGAACUCCUCACGACCUGCAAUUGAAAGGCUGUAUAAAUACAGAGAGUCGAUCGACUAACGCUAGUUCUGGUCUAAAUCUUUGCUCUUUCAUUAAGUUACAAAGGAAGUUUUAGAAAUAAUUUUGGUAAUUAUACUGGGACUUUUCUUUUCAAACUUUUCUCAGAGGAACUAUUUCUGAUUUUUUAAAAUCAUGGCUUUCUUGAACAACACAACGCAAAACGAGUUUAUCGGUGACACCAGUGAAACAGAAAGCCGUGUCUUGGUUGUGAUAUAUAUUUUAAUUGGUUUAUGUGGGUUGCUGGGAAACAUCUUGGUUAUCUACGUAAUUUUAAAAUCACCGAAGAUGAGAACAGUGACUAAUAUGUACAUCUUCAACUUGGCAAUCUCGGAUUUGAUAUUUCUAUUGCAUAUCGCUAUGAUCACCACCACCACAAUUGUUAAACAUUGGGUGUUUGGAGAAGUUUUGUGUAAGAUUUUCUUCACCACGCUUGCUAUAACGUCAUUUUCCAGCGUUUUGACAUUGACGAGUUUAAGCGUGGACCGUUAUAUUGCUGUAUGUAAACCGGAUUUAUCUCAGAAACAUCGUCAGCCAUUGAAAGCCGUAUUCUUGAUUGUCGUGAUAUGGACGCUAUCAUUACUUCUCUCCAUGCCCAUCAUUUUGUUUUCAAGAAGAACGCCUCAUCCAUUCUUGGAAGGAAAGUUUUCCUGCUAUGUAGAUUGGGAUGUAAAGGCUGUUCCGAUUUAUGUCAUUUAUAUAUUUGUUCUAGGAUUUGCAGUUCCACUCUGUUUUAUCUCCACAUUUUAUACAUGUAUUAUUGUUCACGUAAAACGUGCUGGACCAGCCAAUCGAAAGAAAUCAAAGGAACAACGCAAAAAUCACAGAAAAGUGACGUUCCUGGUGUUUGCCAUCAUUUUGUCCUAUGUGAUCUGCUGGUUACCUUACUGGAUUUUUCAGAUAGUACUUGUGGUGAUGAGUUUGUACAACAUUGUAACGAUAGUAAUACUCCAUAUAUGUACAGUCUUAACAUUUGUUAACAGUAUGAUUAAUCCGUUUCUGUAUGCAUUUAUCAGUAAUGACUUCCGAUACAGAUUUAAGGAGGUCUUCAAGUUCCAGUGCACAUCUUCGGAACAAGGGAGUAAGGCUAGCGCAGUUGCCCUUGAUUCCUUGAGGAGACAUGCUAGUAACCCGACUGAGGAGGUCAUCAACUCGGUGCGACAUGACAAACCUUUAAUUGACAAUAAAGACAGUGAAGGAAUUUACACCGGUCCAUGAGGACAUCCAUCUACAGGGUUGGUCAAAAAUGUAAAUCAGAGAAAAAUCUAUUCACGUAAAUGUAACAAUUGAUGUUUUGUAUAGUGUAUAUCAUUGUGUUCUUUCUUGUAAGCUCUGUGAUUUUGGUUUACAUAUUGUAAAAAAAAAUAUACGUAAUUAUGUCAA
Molecule: messenger RNA, 1444 nt
Organism: Saccostrea cuccullata (small rock oyster)
Lineage: Eukaryota; Metazoa; Mollusca; Bivalvia; Ostreida; Ostreidae
Product: somatostatin receptor type 2-like
Exons: 1
Coding region: 197-1279 (360 amino acids)
Biological process (GO): G protein-coupled receptor signaling pathway
Cellular component (GO): neuron projection; plasma membrane
Molecular function (GO): peptide binding; G protein-coupled receptor activity
Source: RefSeq, a predicted model, not a curated record